Molecule: messenger RNA, 3009 nt
Organism: Amaranthus tricolor (Joseph's coat)
Lineage: Eukaryota; Viridiplantae; Streptophyta; Magnoliopsida; Caryophyllales; Amaranthaceae
Exons: 4
Coding region: 364-2766 (800 amino acids)
Source: RefSeq, a predicted model, not a curated record
UACACAUAGUGAAAUAUUCUGAACAGGAACAACACCGGAGCACUGACGGAGUAACAAAGUUUCCACAACGACAGAAAGGUAAGCUCUUCCCAAAUACUCCAACGUCUUAGAAAUCUUUGGUCUAUGAAUGAAUCUCUUAAAUGCAGGGUCACCUAGAUUCAAGUUCAUCACCCGAUCAUAUGCUGGACUUAGGAUUAAUUAAAUCCUUGAUCGUGAUCUUGAUCUUAAGCCUCAAUUCUGCGUCGUUAGUCAAUUUUACUGUUUAAUAACCGUUUUCAUCAUCCUACAACAAUAAUUGGAUGAUUGAAGUGUGGCAGUGAUUUUGGAUACAUCAUUCAGGAAAUUAACUCCUUGUGUACUAAAAUGGAGGAUAACAGUAUUGAUGAUAUGGACUCUUUGUUUGAAGGAAUGGUUCUCUUUACUCCCCAAGCAGUAGAAAACCAUGAUGCAAAUUCUCAAUCUGAUGUUUUUCCUUCUAUGAAUAGUGGUAGCACUGUCAAUUUAUCUUUGCAUUCAUCUCAACCGCUUGACGAGAAUCUAUUUUCGGAUCUCACUGUUAUCGAUCCUUCUCAUGUUGUAGCAACUGAAACUGAGUCAUUGAUGCCAUCAAAUGACACUUCAGUCAUGACAGCAAGCACAAUGAUAUCUGAAACACAAACAGCUCCGGUUACUAAGGUUUUUCGGCAAUCAUCUAGAAAAAAGAAAAGAACUGGUUUAAGGAUUGGAUAUGGGAGGGAUUCACAUCUUGCUGAUGAACCUGAGCCACUUCUACAUUCUAAUGAACCUCAAGUAAUAGAUGAACAAUAUGGGUCCGAGAAUUUGUUGCAGUCUGUAACAACUAAUUUAAAUGGCAAAGGAAAUGAAAAUCUCGAAUCCAUUCCGUUUUCUUCCUAUCCUGGCAUAAAAGAUAAAGUUGAAUCUGGUCAAAUCCAACAUGAAAAUGGAAGUAUACAUGUUGGUUCACAUGUUGUAGUAGAAUCACCUUCUUAUCAAGUUAAUCGAGACGAUAUCUCCCCUGACGAAGGAAAUAUUACGUGUACUCCAGAAACUGAAGCAUUGCCUAUUCUUAAGGAGCUGGAAAAGGAAGAGCAAAAGGUGGGUUGUGACUCGGUAGAGGGGAAAUAUGAACAAGUUAAGGCUCAAAUAUCUCAGAAGGUGAGAGACACCCGGGAACAAGUUUUAUCAAUAUCAGCAGCAAGGAAGGAUUCCAGGAGGCGGAGAAGAAAAGCCUUAGAGAAUCUUGAACUAGCUUCCGUAAAGUUCAAGGAAAUUGAACAGAAGCUUGAAGAAGCCUGUGAAGCUGAAGAUUUUGAAAUGGCAGACAGCCUCAGUGAGAGUCUUGCAGCUGCUGAAAAGGAAAAAGAAUGCAUGUUAAAUGCACUUAAAGAUGCUGAGUCUGAUUGUGAUGCUAUUGACUCAAAGAUGGAAGAAGCACUGGAACAUCAGAUAGCCAUUGAGGAAGAAUGUGUCCCUUUGCUAAGAAGUUUUUCUGAGAACGCUGCAAGAGAAGCAGACUUGAUCCUGGAGAAUGUUGAAGUCAAUUCUUUAAAGAAAAUGGAUGAAUGGUAUAUGUCUAUUGACACUAUGCAGACAAAAAAGUUGGAAAUAGAGAUUGAAUCACAGUUAGUAAUUGAAGCUCGUUCAACAUUGACUGAUUCAGUUGACCUUUUAGUUGAAAAUGAUGUCAAGGAAAAAGAUGUCCUUUGUAAGGAAAAACAAAUAUUGAUGCAAGAGUUGGAAGAACUUUUGCGUUUGGUGCAGAAAAAAGAGGCGGAAAUAGCUGAAAACAACUCUAAAAUUGAAGCCGCUGACAAAAGAAUUGCUGAAGUGACUGCACAUUACAAGGAUGUCCAAACAGAAAUUGAUUCCAAGUUUGAGAAGUUGCAAGGUUGUCUCUCUCAAGUGGACUUAGAAUGUCGAGAUUUAUUUAAAAAGAAAGAAGAAAUUGACGACCUUCUUUCUCAAGGAAAGAGCCGAGGGAAAGAACUUAAAAAGCUUGCAAUGGAUUGUGAAGAUGAAGCUAAAGCAUACCAAGAAAACCUUAAAUUCAGGAAAGCUUUAGUUUCUUCUGUCUUGAAAGUUAGAAAAGAAAAGUUAAGGCUUGCCAAGACCGAGGAGAAAAUUGUGGCUGAUACUCAAAUGCUCAAACAGGAGAUUUCUGUUGCAAGAGUUGACCUGCAGGAAUUAUCCACCACAAAAUCAAGCAUCCAGCAGGAAGGCGCUUCUAUGAAACAAAGAAUGCUCUUCAUAGAAAAAAGGGUGCCAGAGAUUGAAGCAGAGAAGAAAGUCGCUGCAUCUGCCAGAAACUUUAAAGAAGCCGCACGUAUAGCCUCGGAAGCUAAAUCUUUGAUGGCUGAGAAGGAAAUUUUGCUGUCAGAGAUGGAAGAAUCAACGAUAAAACUGGGAAAAAUUGAGGAGAGGAUUGAUGAAACUCUCAAGAAAUUGCACGAGUUUGAAGAACUUGUAUCGUCCAAGGAAAAAGAGGCAGCAGUCGCCAGAUUUCAGAGGCUACGCCUUAUUUCUGCUGCUGUUUCAUGUGAAAGAUCAGCUGCUUUAGAGCUGGGUGAUAUUGAAGAAGCUAAUGUACUUCUUGCAGAGGCUGAAGCAGCAGAUUCGGAAGCUAAAGAACUUGAGUCAUUACAUAAUAUAAGCGAGACAGAAUCUCAAAGCUUCUCGGAGCAGUUUAUUCCGAUGGAGCUUGUAUCAAGCCUUGACGGAAAACAGUUGGAAGAAUUAGCAGCUCGGGGUAGUCAAUCUUCAUUGUGAUACUGUAAAUGGGUGUUGGUUUUUGUGAUGAUAUUCAAUUUUCAAAAUUAAUAUAGGAAAUUUUUGUUUGCCUAUCAUGUGAGGAAAUAUAUCCAUUUUUCCUGUUCAGUUCCUGUAUUCAUGCUGGUCAGCUGGUGUAUGAUUUUAAACCAAUAAAAACUUACUAAGGCAUCCUUGCUUUGAGCAUGUAAAAUUUCAUUGCUGACAUAUUUUCAAGAGUUGUGUGCUAAAUUUGAUCUUUUA